This is a messenger RNA of Myripristis murdjan (pinecone soldierfish), 1406 nucleotides long. RefSeq names its product succinate dehydrogenase complex, subunit B, iron sulfur (Ip) (gene sdhb). Bases 71 to 922 code for a protein of 283 amino acids. The record is from RefSeq and is a predicted model, not a curated record. Gene Ontology annotation, molecular function: oxidoreductase activity; 2 iron, 2 sulfur cluster binding; electron transfer activity. Gene Ontology annotation, biological process: respiratory electron transport chain; aerobic respiration; tricarboxylic acid cycle. The transcript is spliced from 8 exons. Lineage: Eukaryota; Metazoa; Chordata; Actinopteri; Holocentriformes; Holocentridae. Gene Ontology annotation, cellular component: mitochondrial membrane.
AUGACGCAGGCACGCAGGAUUGUGGGAUCUCAGCGGCGGCGACUGGAGGUCACGUCAGAGAAACUCCAAAAUGUCGGUGGCUGGUCUGUCGUCCUUGAGUCGCUGUGGCGUCCUGGCUUUCCGCUCCCCCGCCGGGCUGGUGGCGGUUCGAUAUGCCCAAACAGCAGCAGCUCCGGCCGCGCAGCCCAGGAUAAAGAAGUUCCAGGUGUACCGAUGGGACCCAGACACUCCAGGGGACAAGCCCCGUAUGCAGACCUACGAGAUCGACCUCAACACUUGCGGCCCAAUGGUUCUUGAUGCCCUGAUCAAGAUCAAGAAUGAGAUGGACUCCACUCUGACCUUCCGCCGCUCCUGCAGAGAAGGUAUUUGUGGGUCCUGUGCAAUGAACAUCAAUGGGGGCAACACACUUGCCUGUCUUAACAAGAUUGACACCAACGUUAGCAAGCCCACGAAGAUCUACCCCCUACCACACAUGUAUGUGGUCAAGGACCUGGUGCCUGACAUGAGUAACUUCUACGCCCAGUACAAGUCCAUCGAGCCCUAUCUGAAGAAGAAGGAUGAGUCCAAUGAAGGAAAGGAGCAAUACCUGCAGACUGUGGAGGACAGACAGAAACUGGAUGGGCUGUAUGAAUGCAUCCUGUGCGCCUGCUGCAGUACAAGCUGCCCCAGCUACUGGUGGAAUGGAGACAAAUACCUCGGGCCAGCUGUCCUCAUGCAGGCCUACCGCUGGAUGAUCGACUCUCGAGACGAGUACACAGAGGAGCGUCUGGCCAAACUGCAGGAUCCUUUCUCCCUGUACCGCUGUCACACCAUCAUGAACUGCACCAAGACCUGUCCUAAGGGGCUGAACCCAGGAAAGGCCAUUGCUGAGAUUAAGAAGAUGAUGGCCACUUACAAGGAGAAGAAGUCAGCUGCUCUUUGAGUCCUCUGUCCUACUUCUUUACAACCUUUCCCUCCAUCAUUAAAUUAUAUAUGGAUUAAAGCUCUUAGUGAGGUCUGGGCCUGUACACUUGUCGGCUUCAGUAUCGCCACGCUCGGGCACGGGAAGCAGCUAACAACAACGGAAAUGGGGGCAUUUGUGUGGCUUGGGGAGACGGUAUUAAGUCAGCUCGCAAGCAUCAAGUUGUAUGUCUGCUGGAGAGAAAGUGUGUCAGCGUCGUAGAUAUGAAGCAUAGAUAUUUAUUGCUGAUUGAAGUGCGAGUAUGUUUGAGCGCUUGAGAGACAUGAAGCAGCAUACUGACAUAAAAUCAAAGUAUUUUCAGGUUAAUGCAUUUUUUAGCUCUGUAUUUCAUUUCAGUUUAUCAGUGAUUGGUCCACAGACAUAAUGUGUAUAUGAACCCUCAGAUCUUCCACUAUACCAACAACAGUCAUCGUUUUCAUGUAAAAUAAUAAAUAGUUGCAAUACC